Molecule: messenger RNA, 1323 nt
Organism: Plasmodium fragile
Lineage: Eukaryota; Apicomplexa; Aconoidasida; Haemosporida; Plasmodiidae
Exons: 4
Coding region: 1-1323 (440 amino acids)
Biological process (GO): post-transcriptional regulation of gene expression
Cellular component (GO): cytoplasm
Molecular function (GO): mRNA binding
Source: RefSeq, a predicted model, not a curated record
AUGGAGUCUGCGUUCCUUGAUAAGGCCUGCCUCAACGAUGAGCUGAACCACAUAAUGAUUGACUUGCCCUUACAGGAUCAAUGUGAUUACCUAAACAAACUGCAUUCGUGCUCGAUGGCUUAUGGGGGAAGUCCCACUACCAGCGCGAAGAUGCUGUGCCUGCCGACCCCCCUCAAGGGGGAGCACUUUGCCUUUCUGUUGGAUGGGGGGGCAGCUGGUGCAGAUCCUGCCGCGGCCCCCCACAAUGGGCAGCUGCGUACUGCUACUCCGCCCAAUGGGCACGUCCGUACAGUUACUGCCCACAGUGGGGACAUCUCCGCUACCACCCCAACACGAUGGAACGCCGACCGAGAGAAGCUCAUGAGCGACAUCCUGUUCCUGUGUGUGCACAAAAAUGGAUGCAAAUACGUAAUAAAUAAAAUGAAGGAAAAUGAAGACACAGAGGAAAAGAGGAUAAUUCAAAAAUCGCUCCUACUAGAUGCGAUGGCUCUAUGUCCUGACGUGUACGGAAGUUACGUUGCGCAAAGUGUGUUUGACUUGAGUGACGACACAUACAAGGAACGUUUCACAGACCAAUUUCUUUCACAAACAAGAUUUCUCUCUCUACACACAUAUGGAUGUCGUCUCAUUCAAAAGUCACUGGAGUCUCUAGGCAAUGAAUACAAAAGUAAAAUAUUUAAUCAAUUAAAAAACGAUUUAAUUACUUACAUAUGUCACCAAAAUGGGAACCACGUAAUUCAAAAGUGCAUUGAAGUUUUGCCCUCUGUUCAUAUUGACACGAUCAUAAGUAACAUUGAAGAAUAUUUGCCUUUCUUAAGUUCACAUGCUUAUGGGUGCCGCAUCGUUCAACGCAUAUACGAAGUUGGUAAUACGACUCAGAUCAACAGACUCAACGAUAAAAUUAUGAAGAAAAUAUAUUUGAUUAAGAACAGGUAUGGUAAUUACGUUAUUCAGAAAUGCUUUGAACACUCGGACGACACGGUCAGGUUCACCAUCACUGAUGAGAUCGUCAACGACAUAUACAAGCUCUCUUCGCAUAAGUAUGCCUGCAACAUAAUCGAGAAAAUUCUGCUGAAAAAGGAAUACAAAUAUAAGAAAAAAAUAAUCAAGAGAAUUGUGAAUGAUAUUUCGGAAGGGAACGACAGCAUGAUCAGCAUUUGUAAAGACUGCUACGGAAAUUUUAUGAUGCAAAAACUGCUGACCACGUGCAGGCCAAAAGAGAGGACCCUUAUUAUCAAAACGAUCAUAGAGAAUGUCGACAAGCUCAAGGACGAGACGUACGGCAAGUACAUCUUGAGAGCGAUCAGCAACCUGGAAACGUAA